Schistocerca nitens (vagrant locust) is the source of this 699-nucleotide messenger RNA. RefSeq names its product M protein, serotype 2.1-like. The transcript is spliced from 2 exons. Lineage: Eukaryota; Metazoa; Arthropoda; Insecta; Orthoptera; Acrididae. Bases 1 to 699 code for a protein of 232 amino acids. The record is from RefSeq and is a predicted model, not a curated record.
AUGGCUUCUCCUGACUGCACAACACCUGAGGCAGCAGCCAACAUGAUGCAGGCAAAGGAUUUGGAAGCGAGGGAUUUGGAAGCGAGGGAUUUGGAAGCGAGGGAUUUGGAAGCGAGGGAUUUGGAAGCGAGGGAUUUGGAAGCGAGGGAUUUGGAAGCGAGGGAUUUGGAAGCGAGGGAUUUGGAAGCGAGGGAUUUGGAAGCGAGGGAUUUGGAAGCGAGGGAUUUGGAAGCGAGGGAUUUGGAAGCGAGGGAUUUGGAAGCGAGGGAUUUGGAAGCGAGGGAUUUGGAAGCGAGGGAUUUGGAAGCGAGGGAUUUGGAAGCGAGGGAUUUGGAAGCGAGGGAUUUGGAAGCGAGGGAUUUGGAAGCGAGGGAUUUGGAAGCGAGGGAUUUGGAAGCGAGGGAUUUGGAAGCGAGGGAUUUGGAAGCGAGGGAUUUGGAAGCGAGGGAUUUGGAAGCGAGGGAUUUGGAAGCGAGGGAUUUGGAAGCGAGGGAUUUGGAAGCGAGGGAUUUGGAAGCGAGGGAUUUGGAAGCGAGGGAUUUGGAAGCGAGGGAUUUGGAAGCGAGGGAUUUGGAAGCGAGGGAUUUGGAAGCGAGGGAUUUGGAAGCGAGGGAUUUGGAAGCGAGGGAUUUGGAAGCGAGGGAUUUGGAAGCGAGGGAUUUGGAAGCGAGGGAUUUGGAAGGCGAGGCAGAGGCAUAG